Molecule: messenger RNA, 1317 nt
Organism: Cornus florida
Lineage: Eukaryota; Viridiplantae; Streptophyta; Magnoliopsida; Cornales; Cornaceae
Product: ABC transporter I family member 19
Exons: 6
Coding region: 52-915 (287 amino acids)
Molecular function (GO): ATP hydrolysis activity; ATP binding
Source: RefSeq, a predicted model, not a curated record
UGCAGUGUACUACCACCUUUGGUUCCAGAGUGGAGGAGAAGAAGAAGAAGAAUGGAAGAGGAAUCGCGGAACAGUGUUCGAGUGUGUGGUAUGCAAUUCGCAUACGACGCCCAGUCACCGCUCUUCCUAGAUUUCAACCUCCAGAUCUCGCCUGGAUCUCGAUGCCUUCUCGUCGGUGCCAAUGGAUCUGGGAAGACAACUUUGCUCAAGAUUUUGGCGGGGAAGCACAUGGUCGGUGGUAGAGAUGUGGUGCGUGUGCUGAAUUGUUCUGCUUUUCAUGACACACACCUGGUUUGUAGUGGUGACUUAUCUUAUUUGGGAGGAUCUUGGAGUAAAACUGUUGGCUCUGCGGGAGAAAUUCCACUCCAAGGAGACUUCUCUGCCGAACACAUGAUAUUUGGAGUUGAAGGGACUGAUCCUAUUAGACGAGAGAAGUUGAUUGAACUGCUCGAUAUUGAUCUACAGUGGCGAAUGCACAAGGUCUCUGAUGGUCAGCGACGUCGAGUCCAAAUCUGCAUGGGUCUCCUUCAUCCCUUUCAGGUCCUUCUGCUAGAUGAGGUUACAGUUGAUCUAGAUGUUGUUGCUAGGGUGGAUUUGCUCGACUUCUUUAAGGAAGAAUGUGAGCAGAGAGGAGCUACAAUUGUUUAUGCAACCCAUAUUUUUGAUGGGCUGGAGACAUGGGCAACAGAUCUGGCAUACAUUCAAGAUGGUGAAUUAAGAAAGGUUGAGAAGCUGUCCGAGAUCAAUGAGUUGAAGAACUCUGCCAACUUGCUUUCAGUGGUCGAGUCCUGGCUCCGUUCUGAAACAAAGCUUGAGAAAAAGAAACCCGCAAAUCCUUCAACCCAAAUGCGGAACCCUUCGCCCUUUGAUUCUUCUCCAUUUAGGUCAUCCAGGCACAUGGCAUACUAUCGUUGAUCUGUCUCGAUUCAUUUAUAAAGCUGAAAUAUCUGAUUCAUAUCCUACCAUACAAUAAAAGAAAUAAAGGGUGGCGGUGUUCGACUGGUCAGCCAUUAUUGCUUUGCCCUUAUGGUACUCUUUAUCAGAACGUUGGAGUUCUAAAUUCUCUUUCCAACACACUGUAGAAUUUAGGGUAGCAACUAUUAUUUACUUCUGACAUUACUUCGUUUCAUUUUGAGACCUUACAAACAUGCCUGAAGUGUGUUUUGUUGUGAUAUGACAACAUCAGAAAGUGUAUUGUAAUAGCUUCAUUUUCAUAUCUUAUUUUGACAAUGUAUUGAACUUGGAAUGCUUCAUUUUCCCUCUUGAGUUUGGUGAAGUAAUUUGCAUAAUAUGAGGGAGUAUAUUGUGCCGGUAGCA